Messenger RNA from Spathaspora passalidarum NRRL Y-27907, 1803 nucleotides. RefSeq lists its product as uncharacterized. NCBI's taxonomy places the organism in Eukaryota, Fungi, Ascomycota, Pichiomycetes, Serinales, Debaryomycetaceae. Gene Ontology annotation, molecular function: isomerase activity. Gene Ontology annotation, biological process: biosynthetic process. The coding region runs from base 22 to 873 and encodes 283 amino acids. The record is from RefSeq and is a predicted model, not a curated record. Gene Ontology annotation, cellular component: cytoplasm. The transcript has a single exon.
AACUGAUCUUAAUUACUAGCCAUGCCUAUAUUCAAACAAGUUGAUGUUUUUACUAGUGUGAAGUAUAAGGGAAAUGCUGUUGCCGUGCUCUUUGAUGCUGAUAAUUUGAGCACUGAAGAAAUGCAAGCAAUUGCCCGGUGGACCAAUCUUUCUGAAACCACAUUCGUUGUAAAAGCAACCCAGGAAGGAGCUGAUUAUCGAGUUAGAAUUUUCACCCCAGGUUGUGAAUUACCAUUUGCUGGCCAUCCUACUCUUGGUACAGCAUAUGCUUUACUCGAAGAGGGAAGGAUCGCCCCUCAUGACGGGAAAGUUAUCCAGGAAUGUGAUGCUGGAUUAGUUGAAAUUACCGUUACAGGAGAAGAUUCGCUGAGAGAACUUUCAUUUAAGUUACCAUAUUUUAGAAUGACCCCUAUCUCCACAGAAGUUGUCAAGCAAGUUGAAGCUAGCUUGGGAAAGAAUGUCGUUGGCGAACCUAUAUUGAUCGAGGACGGUCCUAAAUGGGCAGUGUUUGAGUUUGGAUCAGGAGCCGACGUAUUGGAAGUGAACUUAGAUAUGACUGAAUUAAGUAAGAUAAGUGUAGCUAAUGGAUGGACAGGGUUAGGUUUGUUUGGUCCUAAGGAGGGUAAUGGAUAUGAAAUGAGAAAUAUCGCCCCUAGUAUUGGUGUUCCUGAAGAUCCUGCUUGUGGAAGUGGCGCAGGUGCCGUAGGAGCCUAUCUUGGAACUACCAAGGGAAAGCAAGGAAAGUUUAGUAUUACACAAGGAUGUCGCAUUAGUAGAGAUGCAAAGUUGAGUGUUAAUUUGAGCAAAGAUGAAAAUGGGUUGGUUAUUGAGGUCGGCGGUCAAGCCGUGACUUGCUUUAAAGGAGAGUACUAGAACUAUCUAAUUCAAUAGAGCUUAGCAUUGCAUAAUCUAUACGUAGCUAAUCCAUAUUGAUUUUACUGAACAACGAUAUCAAUUGUUGUUCAAAUUCCGACUCCAAUUUGUCCACUUCACUAGUUCCAAAAUCAUCAAGUUUAUCCAAGUUAGCAAGUCGAUUAAUCAAUUCCCGCUCAGUUGCGUUGGGAGCUGAUUUCAAUUUCAAAUUAUCCAAUUCUGUCAAAUCAUUGAAUUCUUGGAUAUCUUCUCCACCGACCCCGAACUCCUCACUGGAUAUCGUUCCGAAUAUACCUUCAUUCAUUUCCUUCCAUUUCUCGUCAAUCUUUUCCUGGGCCGUGGUUGCCUCAGCUGACUUUUUCGCAUACUCUCUAAACAACCUUCUUUUUUCUACAAUUUUUGAAGUUCGACUGGUCAACUGUUUCAUAAACAAAUCAGCAUCAAUCGGAACUGAGCUGGUUAAUGUUACCGUGACUGCCUCGGGGUUGGAAAACUUCAUGCGAAUCAUAAUCAUAAACUUCUCAAUCCAUUGAAUAAGCUUGAGAAACAAGUGUUGGUCGUCUUUGCAAUACACGUUGUGCAUGAAUUCCCAAAGUAUCUCUUCAUGGUUGUCUAAUAACGACUUCAACGAGUCGUAUAUCUCAAAUGAAGUCAUGUAGUAAAUUCCUUCGUUGGUUAUCGUAGUCAACAAAUUCAUUAAAUCAUCCAUAAAUUUGUGAAACGACAGAAAAACAAGGUGCACAUCACUCUUGGCAAAGAUCUUCAUCAAUGGUUGGUAGAAAAUGGUAAGGAAUUCCUUAAUGAGUCGGGUGAGUUCCGGCUCGGUCCAAAGUUGCUUAAAGAGGUUCUUGUCACGUUUACGCACUUCAAGUUGCCAAUAUUGUUUGACACACAGGUGGAGAUGCGGGGUGGAUAGGAUUUCAUCAACUG